This is a messenger RNA of Exaiptasia diaphana, 1305 nucleotides long. Its product is annotated as serine/threonine-protein phosphatase CPPED1. The record is from RefSeq and is a predicted model, not a curated record. Bases 122 to 1051 code for a protein of 309 amino acids. Lineage: Eukaryota; Metazoa; Cnidaria; Anthozoa; Actiniaria; Aiptasiidae. The transcript has a single exon. Gene Ontology annotation, molecular function: hydrolase activity.
CAUGUCUGAGAUUGUAUUAACUUGAAUGUAAAUAGCACUAGUAUGAAUAAUUAGGCGUGCUUUCCGGCUUGACUGUAUACAGUUUGUGACUCGCUUUGCGGCAUUAGAAAACCUUAACAGAAUGAAUUUAGAAAUUCCCCCUGACGCUUUAGCGAUAAAUCAAGCUCAAAAUGCUGGUAAAACACCCGAUGAAAGUAAUAUUCUCAAAGCGAAAAACUUCAAAUUACCUGGAUUGACUAGAUAUCGCGAGGGAGUAAUGAAGGAAGCGUUCUUUUUUGUACAAGUUGUGGGCCCGAAAUUUGGCAGCUCUGCAUACCCGGAAGAAGACUGCAAAGCCGAGAAAAGGCGGAUGGAAGAAAUCGUCAAUUGUGUCAAUAAAAUGGAGCCGGACCCUCGCUUCUUGGUCGUUUGUGGUGAUUUUACUCAUUGUAAACCCGACGACAAGGAAUAUUUUCAACAAGUGGAAAAUUUUAAAGGAGCGUUUGACAAUUUGAAGUCAGGAAUCCCCGUGAUAUGUGUAUGUGGGAGGAAUGAAUUCGACAAAGAGCCCAGUCCACAAUCCAUCGAAUCGUAUCGACUAAAUUUUGGCGAGGACUGGUUUGCUUUUUGGAUUGAAGGAGUUCAAUUCGUAGUUUUAAAUUCACUUUACUAUGGCGAUUUAAAGGCGUCUGAAGACUUUGUAAGCGAACAGAACGAGUGGCUAGAGUCUGUGCUACUCGAAGCUCAAGUCAAUCCACCGCAAUUUAUUAUUGUUAUUCAAGAUACACCGUGGUUUGUGAGCGACUCUAGCGAGCCCGACAGCAAUAACAAUGUCGACUUAGCGACACGCCAAAUAAUGGUGCCAAAGAUGAGAGAAGCGAACGUCAAAGCGAUUUUAUCGGGAGAUCAAAAUGGAAGCUCAAGUGACGGUGGAAUUGAAGCCAUUCAAACAUCCUGCCUAAAUGGAAGCGAUGGACAUGGAUUUCGCGUUUUUAAAGUCAAAAGUGACUCGAUUCAACAUAACUUUUUCACUCUUGGCAACUCCCCGAAAGAUUUGAAUAAUGAAUUUUGAUGACAUUCAAUUCUAAAAUUUUAGUCAGAAAAAAAAGAUUAAUAUCAAUCGGGCACUUAGAGAAAAUGAAAUGAAAAGUAACGAUGUCUAUACUUAACUAUUUUUGUUUUGGAAAAAGACUAAUAUAGAAUACAAAACUCGAUAUAUAAAUUAUCAAGCUAAGAAUCGGCAGUCUGAAAUGGAUGAAAUUACGAAUUACAUGCAAAUAAAGACAUGGCAUAUCUAAAAAGAAAAUAAAAAAAUGAACUUUUUUA